AUAUUCCUGAGCCCACUGAACGUCUCCACCCUGGAGCUGUGGUCGUCACGACAACUUUACAUUUGAAUAUAAGUGCUGUUGGUGAUAUACUGAGCUUCACCGAGCAGGAUCAUCAGGACAGCAUCACCUCCAACCACCACGAAGCUUCUGCUGAGCUUUAACUUUGCUCCCAUCAUCUGCUGGAGGUACAGGCGCCAUCCAGGGAGAACUUCCUGUCCUAAACCCGACCAAUCAGCACGCGCUAGUAUGAUGGCGUGGUUUCUGGCACGUGAUCCACGCUGGAUUCUCUGAGCCACUAUUUCCAAUCAAACCUCAGGAUGCAGAGCGUUGGGCUUCAGCAUCUCUUCCUCCUCUCUGUCUGCCUCUUCCUCUGCCUUCUGACCUCAGCUGAGUCGCAGCAGGUGGAGCAGCUGGAAGAGGAGGUGCAGAAUGUCCCAGUGGAGGUCAUCACUGAGAGCUCCCCCUGCAGCGCCACCUGUGGGCUGGGCCUCCGGACUCAGACUCUGUGCCUCCUAAAUGACAGCAAGGCAGCGAUGGAGGAGAAGCUGCCGAGCGGCGGUGAAGCAGAGGUGACGGAGAAGUGCCGCGUCCGGGCGGUGCAGUGCAUGGACACGUGGCAGUGUGGACUCCAAACCAUGACAGUCACAUCCGGACUGAGGGUGGAGGUCGACUGUGUGGGAGAUGUGAUGGAGGCCACUGGGAGGUUCUCCUGGAGGGUGUCGUGGCGUUAUGCCCGAGGGAUCAUCAGCACUGACGACACUCUGUUCGCCCGCUGGGACACUCCCGAGCUGGACCGAGUGGUUCUGGACCCCGUCAGAGAGGAGGAUGCAGGGACGUACCGCUGUGACGUGCAGGACGCCGCCUACCGCAGGGUCAAACGGGCUUACUGGGGCAUCCGUGUUCUGCCCGUCGGGGUCCUCAGCCUGGACUACGACAGCUCCCUGGCCCUUUGGGAUGAAGGCGAGAAGAACCAGACCGAGGAGGAGGAGGAGCAGAGGAAGAUCUUACCCUUUGCUCUCCUUGCGCUGCUGCUUUGGUCACAGAUGGGCGUCAGUGCGGCGGUCGCCGGCGUCUUCACUGCUCUGCUGAGAGGCUACGAGGCGAUGAAGAGGAGAAGGAGGAAUUUAAAGGCGUCUGGUUCCUUCUGAAUUUUCCAACCUGCUUCAAAUCAUUGAAAAUCA
Oreochromis aureus is the source of this 1181-nucleotide messenger RNA. RefSeq names its product transmembrane protein 81 (gene tmem81). NCBI's taxonomy places the organism in Eukaryota, Metazoa, Chordata, Actinopteri, Cichliformes, Cichlidae. The record is from RefSeq and is a predicted model, not a curated record. The transcript has 7 exons. The coding region runs from base 318 to 1148 and encodes 276 amino acids.